CAGAGGUGUGGACUCGAGUCAUGUGACUUGGACUCGAGUCAGACUCGAGUCAUGAAUUUGAUGACUUCAGACUCGACUCGACAAAAUGUACAAAGACUUGCAACUCGACUUGGACUUUAACAUCAAUGACUCGUGACUUCACUUGGACUUGCGCCUUAUGACUCGAGAAGACUUGCUACUUCCCAUGAAAACUGGGGAAAAAAUUUUUCACACGGCCGCGCCGCUCUCCGUUUAUCUGCAUCUGUGAAAAAAAUGUGCACCAUCCACCUGUAUGCAUACAGAGAGCGCGCGCUGCCUGCACGUUAUCCAAUCACUGUAGUCCCACGUUGUUUUGAUUCGACAGCAUCUAAGCAGGCACAUUGCAAGACAACCAAUGAAGCACAUCAAGCAACAACGCGCCAGUUGUCAAAAUGAUACCGAAGAUAGUUUGGUUUGGCUAUAAAAAUUACGAGGUAGUCGACAAAAAACGAGUUGCAAUCUGCAAAACAUGCGGAUCGAAGAUUACAGACGGAGCUGCCACAACGUCCAACUUUGUUCGACACCUGAAGUUGCACAAAGAAAGGUAAGUUUUGAACGAAUGCUACGCACCUUAUCGGAUGUACCGUAACUUACUAGCUAGCUGCUGCAUAUUUACUGUAUCAACGAGACAAACGCACGUCUCCCUUGCUGGUUCAUGCUUACAAAAAUAUGGAUUUUUGAAAUGCUAUUAUAUGGACAUUCUAAAACGCUUUCGUGAAAAACGCUUAACGUUCUUUAAUGUACUAAGACAGUGUUAUUAAAAGACCAAACUCUGUAAAUAUCAUAUUAAUAAAGUAUACUAUGUACAAAACAUCAGAUGAGGCCAGAAUAUGAACGCAAACACGUUUAACAACACGUUAAGUGUUUUCCUCCCAUAGAAAACCAUUAUAAGAAAAGGCUUAACAUGUCUUAUGUAGGCUACUAUGUAUUCUGGGCUCAUCUGAUGUUUUGUACAUAGUAUGCUUUAUUAAUAUGAUAUUUGCAGAGUUUGGUCUUAUAAUAUUACUGUCUUAGUAUAUUAAGCAUUAAGCAACGUUAAGCGUUUUUCACGUUAAGCGUUUUAGAAUUCAGUUUCAGAGUUGCUGGUGUGCUGCCUCAUUGAGGUCGUUUAUGUAAUUUUGGUUAAUCACAACUAAGCUGAACUGUCGUUGAAGACAAAAUAUCACAAUUAAACAAUGAAUGCACCCCCUUUCACAACUCGGAUGUAGUUGGUGCAUCCCUAAACCCAUCCAAUACAACAGGAAACAUAGUAAGACGUAUACAUUGUAAAGAGGAAAAUGAUAACACAGUCACAGUAGAUCCACCAUUAGCCUUCCCUUUUCAUAUCAUGCCCAAACAGCAGACAGCGCAUGGACAGAGUGCUACCGUAGUCUACAGUAGGUCUGUGAGGCAGCGCACCACUGGGAUAUAUACAGUAUAUAAUAAAAUAAUAACGAUUAUAGUAGUAAUGUUCAGAGAUGCAAUAGAUUAUUAUAGUGCAGUUCUUAACUAAUGGGAAUAUUGUUUAGCUUAUUUUUGGUUUAAUUUGGUUUACUUUAGUUAUUUAAUUUAUUCAAUUAUUUUGUUUUUCUAUACUUUUCAUGCCAACUUGCCAUGGCCCCCCUAGAACCCCCUCGCGGCACCCAAGGGUCCCCGUCCCCACUUUGAAAACCACUGCUAUAAAGCAUAUGACUUCAGUUUCUUGAGGGAAAGGGCUUUCUUAUGAAUUUUGAAGCAGUGAAAAUAUUCUUAAUAUUGCAUACACUGACACUGAAAUGUAUUAUCGUAAACCGUAGUGUACAAUAGGCAAUGAAUAUUAACACAACAACAUUGAUAUGAGUAAAGAGUAGUUUCAAAUACAACAUGUGUGGCUGUAAAGGAUUUUCUGACAUCUGUUUCAUAUUCUUCUCUGUUACAGGUAUGAAGAAUACCAGAUGAACAAAAUCAUCGUAGAUGAACCACAACAGCCUUCAAUCUCACAAUUCCUUGACACUCGUGUAGGGCGUUACAGCCUGACCCACCCACAGCAGAAGGCCAUCUCCAAUGCGAUACUGUCUGACUUGAUUAUUGAUUGCAAUUUCCCUCUGUCUAUUGUGGAAAAUAAGAGCUUUCGUCACUUUCUGGCUGUGCUGGACAGCAAGUAUACCCCAGUAUGUCGCCGAACGCUGACCACAAAAACAGAGAGCCUUGCUGAGGAGAGACGGUCAAAGUUAAAAACUCAAUUGAGCAACACUGACCAUGUUUCAGUCACUGUGGACAUUUGGUCUGAUCGAAAGAUGAGGGGAUUCCUUGGUGUCACUGUGCACUGGAUGGAGCGAGAUGCAGAGAGGGUACAGCUAAAGACUAAUCUCUUGGCCUGCAACCGCUUCAAAGGCUCUCACACAGCAGAGCGAAUCUGUGACCAAUUUGAGGCAAUAUGUGAUGAAUACAACAUCAAAGCUAAAUUGGACUAUAUAAUUAGUGACAAUGCUGCUAACAUGCGCAAGGCAUUUACAGUCUGCUUCCCCAGCGAACAGGAGGAAGAUGAAGAUGCUGGAGAUAAUCUUGAUGAUCCUGAGCUAUGGCAUGACUUAACCCAAGAAGACCAGCAAACCGUCGAUGCUGCUAUGGCAAAGAAACAGCGCCUGCAGUGUUUUGCACACACAUUGCAGCUGGUUGUGGGAGACGGUUUGAAAGAAACAAAAGCGGCAUGUCCUUCUCUCUCCAAGUUAUCAAAACUUAGCUCCCUGCUCCACACAAGCACAACGUUUAAAGACAUCUUCGAUGGUGAAUUUGGGGAGCACAGAGGCAUCCCUGCUGCAGUGAGCACGAGGUGGAAUUCCACACUGCGGCAGGUAAAAGCAGUCCUUCAUUGUGAUCAGCAAAAGCUCUGCGCAGUUCUUGAGAAGGCCGGGCAUAAAGAACUGUCAUUCACACCACGAGAGUGGAAUCUGCUGAAGGAGUUGGUGGACAUCUUAAAACCGUUCGGAGAAGCAACUGAUUUGACACAGGGGGAGAAAGUCAUUACAAUCAGUGCAGUUGUUCCAUCCAUCUUGUCCCUCAAUCACCAUCUUGAGAAGCUGAAGCCUCAAGUUCGUUUCCUGAGUGGCCUGGUCAGAGGUCUGCAGGCAUCCCUGAAAAAAAGAUUUAUUGGGAUCUUCAUUAAUGUAAAAAUGGCCCAGUCUCAAGAAGGGAUCACUGCCCCCUUUUCAGACACAGUCUACCUGAAAGCAGCUGCCUUGGAUCCAGCCUUUUGUCUGCUGUGGAUUGAGCCCCAUGUGCUGGUCAACCGUGACAUCAAGGCAGAGGUGGCACAACGAGUUAAAGGUAAAUAUUAUUGACUUGCAAUGCAACUUAAAUGCAACGUACAAUAAUUUGAUCUUAAUCUGAUAUAGGAUCUAAUGUGAUAUUAAUCUGACUUUAACAAUAAUAAAAAAUUUCAGUCUUGAACAGUAUCAUCAACAUCAGAAAUAAGGGCUCUUUUGUUUCUGCUGUUGUGACACGUUUUUAUUUUUAUUUUUAGAAUUGAUCCUGCAAGAUGCUGCAGAGACAGAGCAGCCUGUGCCGGUGCCUGCUGAAGAAGAACUAGAGGACAUGGAAGGAGAAGGGCUGUUUGCUGCAUACCAUAAGAGGCAGAAAAGGGAUGUUGGGACCCCACCAGCAGUACAGCUAAGUCACUACAUUGACAUGGCAGAAGGACAGAAUGCCCUUUUGUUCUGGGCACUGAACAGUAAGACUCUUCCUUCACUCUUUCAAGUAGCCAUCCGAGUCUUGGCAGUGCCUGCUUCUAGUGCUCCAGUGGAGCGAGUUUUCAGCCAUGGUGGCAUCAUUCUGCGUCCCCAUCGUGCACAAAUGACUGACAGACUUUUGGCCAAUUUGAUCUUUUGCAAAUGCAAUGCAGUAUAGGGGCCUCCCUCCACCUGUCCACAGCACGCAUGCGCGCACACACACUCACUCUCUGCUCAUCACCUGUCCACACAGCUCUCUCUCUCCUGUGGUAGGAGUUUCACAUGGAGUAAGAUCUGUUCAUUUGCAGUGCAGGUUCCCACACUGUUUUUACUUCCAGAGCUUUGGUGUUUGUCCUUCCCCGUAAACCAUUUUCUCUCUCUCUCUCUCUCUCU
Messenger RNA from Coregonus sp. 'balchen', 4097 nucleotides. Lineage: Eukaryota; Metazoa; Chordata; Actinopteri; Salmoniformes; Salmonidae. The record is from the annotation of a GenBank genome assembly.